Messenger RNA from Sinocyclocheilus anshuiensis, 1143 nucleotides. Its product is annotated as drebrin-like protein A. Gene Ontology annotation, cellular component: dendrite; postsynaptic density; actin filament. Gene Ontology annotation, molecular function: actin filament binding. The transcript has 10 exons. The coding region runs from base 292 to 1143 and encodes 283 amino acids. The record is from RefSeq and is a predicted model, not a curated record. NCBI's taxonomy places the organism in Eukaryota, Metazoa, Chordata, Actinopteri, Cypriniformes, Cyprinidae. Gene Ontology annotation, biological process: postsynaptic actin cytoskeleton organization; neuron projection morphogenesis; regulation of actin filament polymerization.
AUUUAGUAUAUUGAUCGACAGAAAGGCAGAAGCAUUUUCUCUGUAGCCUAAUAUAUUUCGUCUAACAACAUAUAAUGUUUUCUAUAUUUGUUUCCUUAACUAAUAUGUAAGGAAAAUACACGUUCUCUCUCUUCCUCGUUUCAAUUUCCCAAAAACUCGCUGAACCAGAUUUCAUGAGACAGGUGCGUUUUUAAAACGGCAGAAGACGGUCCACUGAAAGAGGAAGACAGGAUUAAGAUUAUAUCUCCAUUAAAAGUUCUCCACGAGUUUGUGCAAAUUCAAUGACCCACUAUGGCAGUAAACUUGAGUAAAAACGGAAUCGCGCUUACAGACGCAUAUAACGAAGUGGUGAACGGGAGAACGGCCACAAACUGGGUGUUGUUCACCUAUGAAGGAAACAGUAAUGACAUUCGGGUUGCAGGGAAGGGAGAUGGUGGGCUUGAAGAAAUGGUGGAGGAACUGAACAGCGGUAAAAUCAUGUACGCCUUCUGUAAAGUGUUGGACCCCAGCUCUGGAGUUCCCAAGUUUGUGCUCAUCAACUGGACUGGCGAGGGAGUCAAGGACAUUAGAAAGGGUGUUUGCGCCAACCACGUUCAUUCAAUGGCCAAUUUUCUGAGGGGUGCCCAUGUGACCAUCAACGCUCGAUCAGAUGAUGAUGUUGAACCUGCUGCCAUCAUGGAGAAGGUGGCCAAGGGCUCAGGCGUCAACUACAACAUCCACAAAGAAUCAAGCCAGAACAAUAAUUGUGAACCUCUUGGACGUGUGGGUUCUGUCUAUAAAAAGGUCAGUGCUUUAGAUGAAAUCCAAAUUACAGACAGAGACAACUUCUGGGUUCAGGCUGAGCAAGAUGAAAAGAACCGGCGGCAGGAGGAGCGCAGGAAGGCAAAUGAGGAGAGGCAGCGUCUGGAGAAAGAACGGAGGGAGCAGGACGCUCGAGAGGCAAACGAACGAGAACAAAGGCGGAGGGAGAGAGAGCAAGGGAUCGACCAACAGAGGCUGUUUGAAAAGAAACAAGAGGCAGGAAAUAAAGAACAGGAGCAAAAAAAAUUGGAGAAAGAGCAGAAGGAACACCAGUCUCCUGUCAAAGCAGGAAUAUUGCGAUCUGAGUCUGUGCAGAAGGCCAAUUUUACACACUAUCAUUAA